UCAGAGUGUGUGCAUUCCUUUUUCAUAUGCUCCCUCCCUUUAAAAUCCUAUUUAUAGAAGGCCUACUUUCAGCUUUGGACUGAAACCUGUUUGACAGCAGUGUAAAGUGUGCUGUGUGAAUUGAGAGCUGUCCUUAAUUGCCUUUGCGUGACUUAUGCUAUUGCAAGACCCUCAAAGGUGCAUCAUUUCCCACACAAUUUAAGGUCCAAAAUUUUACCAAAAAGUCCACCCUGUCAGCAAAACAUUUUUGUUUACCUCAGCACUCAACUUGUCUGACCGGCAUGUGCAGUACAGGUCUCAUCACAUGUAAAUCUGGGGAUUCCUUACUUCCCCCUACUGACUAUAUCCUCUUCCAACUUGACAUAUAUAAGUGUGCUGCAGCUUCUUUCAUGAAUCAAUACUCUCUAUAGCCACACACUUUUUGCAGGUCUGAUUUAAGCCUUGAUUUGUUUCAGGAAAUUAAGAAGAAAACAUGUCAAAGGUUGGAUUUUGUUCAUUUGUGUGUUUACUUUUUGUCUGCUGCUGCUGCUUCUGUUGCAGCAAAGCUAUGCCGACUAAAGUCAACCAGGAGGCUGUGAACGAGAGACCUGUGAUCGGUAUCUUGACUCAGCUAGUUUCAGAUGAAGUCAUGAAGCCAUACGGGAGGACCUACAUUCCUGCCUCCUAUGUGAAAUACAUCGAGUCUGGGGGCAGCAGAGUGAUGCCUAUCAAAUUGACCCAUACAACUGCUGAAUAUGAAGACAUCUUCAGGAAGAUAAAUGGCCUGAUUUUCAUCGGUGGAGCUGCAAAUUUGGAGACUUCAGACUAUGCCAGGGUGGCCAAGGUUUUUUACAGGCUCGCUCUGACAGCCAACGAUGCCGGAGACUUCUUCCCCAUCUGGGGUACAUGCAUGGGCAUGCAGCUGCUGACUGUGCUGGUGGCCGGUGAAAGUCUCUUGACCAACACCACAGCUGAAAAUAUAGCACUGCCCCUGAACCUAACUGAAGAGGCCCACUCCAGCAGGAUGUUUGAGGGUUUCCCCAGUGAUCUUAUGAAGGCUUUGCCCCAAGAACCCCUCACUGGCAAUUUUCACCACUAUGGAGUUAAAUUGCAGACCUUCGAGGAAAAUGCGAAGCUGCAGAGUUUCUUUUCCAUCUUGUCGACAAACAUUGCUGAAAACGAAGCCUGCUUUGUCUCAACUAUCGAAGGUAAGAGAUAUCCCUUCUAUGGAGUGCAGUGGCAUCCAGAGGUGAAUCGCUUUCAGUGGAGCAGCAGUCUGAACUUUCCUCACUCCUUUAACGCUGUCCGGCUGUCGUCUCUCCUGGCUGAGUUUUUUGUCAAUGAAGGAAGGAGAAGUUUACAUCAGUUUGACAAUCCUGAGGAAAAGGCUUCGUCACUGAUUUACAACUACUUGCCAGUCUUUGCUGGAAAUUUCACAGGAUACGAGCAGAUCUACUUCUUCUGAAAUCCUCUGGCAUCUGACUGUGUGGGUGUGUGUGUGACACAGCUGCACAGGCACACAAAGUCUUCUGAGUUUUAAUCAUCUGAAAAUGAUUCAGAAUGCAUUUCAUGACACUUUGAGCACCAGAACUUUUAGUUUUAUCAUUGUAAAUGAACUGUGAAUACUUAAAUGUCAUAUUGCUGUUAUCAAGCUGCUUAUUUGCAUAAAUCAGCUUUUUUAAAUGUGUUGUUUUUAAGCCCCUUGUAGUACAAAAUUUGGAUUGGUGCCUUCCAAGCCCAUAGCUAACAUUUAGGAAACCAUGGGCAUGUCCUCUUUGUAUGCAUGACCUUACAAUUGACAUGACUUUAGUUCACUGUGGGCAAUGUAUUUAAUUUGAUAAGUACAUAAACAUAUUUGUUUAGUUAGUGUUUGUACCACUAAAGCACAACAUGAAUUGAAAUAAUAAAGAUCUUAAAGCCUUCAUGACUAAAGAAGCAAAAAUCAAA
Scomber japonicus (chub mackerel) is the source of this 1926-nucleotide messenger RNA. RefSeq names its product gamma-glutamyl hydrolase (gene gghl). NCBI's taxonomy places the organism in Eukaryota, Metazoa, Chordata, Actinopteri, Scombriformes, Scombridae. Bases 473 to 1444 code for a protein of 323 amino acids. The transcript has 9 exons. Gene Ontology annotation, biological process: tetrahydrofolylpolyglutamate metabolic process. Gene Ontology annotation, cellular component: vacuole. The record is from RefSeq and is a predicted model, not a curated record. Gene Ontology annotation, molecular function: gamma-glutamyl-peptidase activity.